UCUCAAUCCAAAGCUAGAGUAUUUCAUUUAUGACUUCACUCGAAAUGGCUUCUUCAGAAGAAGGACAAGUGAUCGGUUGUCACACGGUUGAAGAGUUCGACCUGCAAAUGCAUAAGGGCAAUGAAUCCAAGAAAUUGGUGGUGAUUGACUUUACAGCCUCAUGGUGCGGUCCAUGCCGGUUCAUCUCCCCAGUUCUAGCAGAAUUAGCAAAGAAAAUGCCUGAAAUUACCUUCCUCAAAGUUGACGUUGAUGAACUCAGCUCUGUUUCUGAGGAUUUCGCUGUAGAGGCAAUGCCGACAUUCGUGUUUGUUAAGGAAGGUAGUCUUGUCGAUAGGGUUGUCGGUGCUCGGAAAGAGGAGCUGCAAUCAAAGAUAACUCUUCACUCGGCUGUCGCUGCUAGUGCCUGAUGUUGGAAAAAAUUAAUAAAUAUAUGAAAACUCUAUGUUUUGUUUCUUUGUUAUAUGGUAUGUUGAAUAAAUCUGUUGUAAUUUUAGUUUUAAAACCUAUGAUCAUUUUAUAAAUGUCAAUUUUAUGAAAAAAAAAGUUGGAUAAAAAUAUUAAAUUUGUUCCUUAAGUGGAGAUUUA
Messenger RNA from Impatiens glandulifera, 585 nucleotides. RefSeq names its product thioredoxin H1-like. Lineage: Eukaryota; Viridiplantae; Streptophyta; Magnoliopsida; Ericales; Balsaminaceae. The coding region runs from base 30 to 407 and encodes 125 amino acids. The record is from RefSeq and is a predicted model, not a curated record. The transcript has 3 exons.